GUGACGUCACAGCUCAGACCCUUUCUGUUAAAAACAAAGAGAGACACGUUAGAACAGCGCAGCAGCGGAGGACAAACUACCGACAGCUCGGCGGUCUGUGCGUCAGUAUUUCAGCCCUGCUGUCGGUAAACUGCAGCGGCAGGGCGGCCCGGAGGCUCCUCAGUGAGGAGCGGAGUGUCGGAGGUGGAGUCCGGGCUGAUGGCGUCUGAGGAGGCCGCUGCAGUGAUGGGACAGCAGCGCAAUAACAUCCCGCUUCGGCGCUUUUAUUGCUCCCAGUAGUUGUUUCAUGUUCAGCUUCCGGUCGUCGUCAUGGAUCCAGAGAAAACGCUGACCUUCUGCCUCGGACUGAGGACUGACGAGAUGACCAUGUCCUUACAGGAACUGGAUAGAACCGAGGCUGCUACGGCGGUUGUCCCGCAGAAGGAUAUGGACAUGCGCACCAUUAAUAAGGUGGCUGUCCCUCUGAAGGAUUCAGACAUGCACACUAUUGAUAAGGUGGCUGUCUCUCAGAAGGAUACGGAUAAACAUACCAUCAAUAAGGUGGUGAAGCAUCAUGGCAGCUCUGGCAGCCAGCCUGUGAUCAGUCCUAAGUACUGUCCCGGGAUAAACAACAAUCCAGGGUACCUGUGUGAAACCGGUCACUGUUGUGGAGAAACAGGCUGCUGUACCUACUACUAUGAGCUGUGGUGGUUCUGGCUGCUGUGGACAUUGCUGAUCCUCUUCAGUGUUUUUUGUGCUUACCGUCAUCGCCGGGCAAAGUUACGCAUCCAGCAGCAGCAGAGACAGAGGGAGAUCAAUCUUAUCGCCUAUAAUGGCGCCUGCAACUAUCCGCCAUCCUCAGUGCUCGACCUCAGUUUUCUGGCUUCAUUCAAGUUGCCGUCCUAUGAGGAGGUGGCAGCACAGCCCAGUACGCCGCCUCCACCUUACAGCUCUGUGUUUGCACUGGAGGGAAGUACCACAGCAGGUCCGAGCAGUUCUUACCCACAUCAUCACCACCGGCACCCUUGCCCUCCUUACCUGGUCUCCGGCCCUGGACGCAGUGGCAUGGCAUCUUCUCUGAGCUCUGACAACUACACCAGCUGCUCCUGCGAGUCGUGCUCCCUCACCUCGCCCUCCAGCACCUCCUUCUCUGUCCAGGUGACAGACGAGACAUAUGAAAGCAGCCACAUGUCCGCACCCAGUGAAGCUGGGGGCGACUCUGGUGUCACAUCUAGGGUUGGCGCUCCACCAUCUCCCCCGCCAGCACCUUCACUGCAAGCUCCACCGGAUGUUGUACCUGUAACUUCUCCAGAUGUAACACAGAGACAUUCCUCGCAUGGCAGCGAAGGAGUCUCACCUUCAGCUCCACCACCCUCUCUCCCUUUCCACACUCUUUAUCCCUCCCGUGCGUCACACUCUGUUCACCAGCCACUGCCCCCUCUCAUCCUGUCACCCUGCCUUCCUUCUGGUUAUGUCCAUCCUCAGGUUGUUUCAGAACCACUCAGAGGCGUGACAUUUCAAAAAGACAAAGACGAGACUUUGCCCCCUGGUUUAUCUCCCAAGUCUACUACGCCUCCCAAUAAACAAGCCCUCUUUUCCUCAGAUGUGUUCAUUUUUGGGCACUGUGGCAUCAAAGAGGAGGUAAAACUUGAAAAGGAAGAGGAUGGUGAUGAAGAAGAUGAUGACGAGGAAGACCACUUCAGCCAUCGACGGCUAACAGGAGACUCGGGCAUUGAGGUGUGCCGCUGCCAUGUGAAGAGAGAGGAGUAAGAGAUCGAGGAGCUGCAGAAGAGGCACUUUGGGAGCAGAGAGGCUGUGAGAGAAGGCAUUAGGACUGAAGGCCGCUGUCCGGUCGCCACUCCUGGGUGACUGAGCUGAACAGCUGGGUCACGUCUCCUUAUCUUCCACGGGCAUUGUAGAGAUGGGCGAGAAUAUGAUCACCACAGAAACAUCA
This is a messenger RNA of Thalassophryne amazonica, 1933 nucleotides long. Its product is annotated as phosphatase and actin regulator 4A-like. NCBI's taxonomy places the organism in Eukaryota, Metazoa, Chordata, Actinopteri, Batrachoidiformes, Batrachoididae. The transcript is spliced from 9 exons. Bases 310 to 1749 code for a protein of 479 amino acids. The record is from RefSeq and is a predicted model, not a curated record.